ACAGAGUCGGGUCUUUUGUUUUUUGUAACUGUCAGGCUGUAUGAGCACUCGGACUGGGGAAGGUGUAUGUUUAUUAUGCCAAGACUGACCUCAGGGCCAGCCUCUGCCGCUGACAUCACUCCUUACGGCUCGUCGCCUUCGCUCGCGUGGGAGUCCCAUCAAGGUCUGAGGCUCCCGCUGUGACCGAAGGCGAUGCUUCUACACCAUUCAUUCUCAAGGCAGCCACUCAGGACACGCAGUCGCACCGCUCCCCAGACAACUUUUUAUUUUUUCCUGAAAAUAAACAAAGCCCAAAGAUGACAGAAGAAAGUCGGGGAAAGCGUAGGAAACAAGCCAACCCCAGGAGAAACCGAGUUGAUGCCGACCAAGUGAGUUUACUGGGAUCUGAGGGGGAGGAUGAGGUGGGUUUGUGGAGCUUGGAGCCCCAGGACUGCCAGGAGAGCCUGGAUAAGACGAGCCUGACGCCCAGCGAGGGGACAGAGGAGCCCGGCAGCCCUGCUCAGUCCACCCGGCCGCACAGCCUCAGCCCCGGCAGCAGGAACUGCUGGGGCCAGGUGGAGUCAGAGACCAAGGCCACAGAGGACGCAUCCUUCAUGUCCACUGAAAGGGAGGGAGACCAGGACCCGCUGAGGAUGUACUGUAAGAGUUCAGACUCCCAGAAUGCCUUGGAGGACCUGUCCCAGUAUGAAAUCCUGGCUCAGUUGAGGAAGGCCUCUACCUCAGCUAGUUUCUUAGAUCACCUGAACCAUAAUGGCACGGCAGCUGUGUACCGCCCGAGCAGAGGGCACGAUGACCUGCCUCCUGCUAUCUGGUCGCCAGGUGCUCAGCACUGCUCACCUGAGGGACCAGCAGAUGUAGGCAGGGCCCAGCAGGCCUGCCCAUUUUGCAGCAGGGUAUAUCCUCGAGGAGCUUCUUUGAGGGACCAUGUCAAGUACUGUCCAGACAGGGAGGGGGGGCACAUGGUCUGCCCGCUCUGUGGAUACACUGCCACCCUUAGGCUGGAGAUGGAGCGGCACCUAGCACUUCACAACCCAGUGCAGGACAAAAGUGCCAUGACAUUGGACCAAGGCAUGGAGACCAGGAAGUUCAAAUGUCUGCAGUGUGGGAAAGCAUUCAAGUACAAACACCACCUCAAAGAGCAUCUCCGCAUCCACAGCGGAGAGAAACCUUACGAGUGCUCCAACUGCAAAAAACGCUUCUCUCACUCUGGCUCCUACAGCUCCCAUUUAAGCAGUAAAAAGUGCCUUAGUGGUGGCGGGCAUGGAGGAGGAAACCCAGGAGGAGCCAGCGGGGUGUUUAAUGGACACAGCCAAAGCUCCUACCCCCACUCAUUUCCAACAUCUCCCUCUGCUGGUGGGGGUAGAAGUAGUAAUGAAAAGGGCUCGGUGCUAGUUUUGCAGAACCAAGAUAAUACCAGGCCUCUGGGUCAAGUACCGGUGGAUCCCCUUCAGCUUUCACUGCAGGAUCUCAAUCAAAGCACCGCAAGCUUGUCCAGUGCGUCAGACCUGGCGAGGAUUUGGGACCCAUCAGAGCUUUCUUUGAGGGCCAGUAUGCUCAAAGGGACCAGUCUACUGCCUUAUCUCCACUCCGGGGGGACCAAAUUUGAGCAUAUGCUGCAGGAGAUGUUUCAACGAGACGUAAAAAAAGAUGAAGAUCUUGUCAGAGAAGGAGGAGAUGAAGAGGAAAGAAGAGCACAUCAAAACGGAGGAUCACAUGAGAGAAAGGUUUCACCUGACAGGAGAAGAGACACGCUAUCGGUCGAACCAGAGAGGGGUGUUCUUGGGAUAAUGUGUCGUUGGUGCUCGCAGCAUUUCUCCAGUGUGGCUGCACUUCUGCAUCAUGAGCGCCACCUCUGUCAGCUCAACAGAGAAGCAGCGGAGGUACCCGAGGGUUUUCGCAGUAAAGCCCCGUCAUCACCGUCUAUAUUCUUUCCAAGAUCUGUCCUCCAACCAGAAAACAGCAAAUUAAGUGUAGUGACAAAUGGUCUUUCUGGAAAUAAGUCGCCAUCACAGAAGCACAACUGGCACGCCGUACCACAACACCUUUUGGUUGCAAUGCACUCGCCCCCACAGCUCCACCAUAACGCCCUGUCUUCGCGAUUGCACUGGCCGAGCCAGGAAAAGGGCAGCCCAAGUGAGCUGACACACCGUUCCCCAGAGCUGUCAUCACCUCGAGGCAGGAAACGAGCUCUGUCCUCAGGAUUCACUUCUCCGGUUUGCCUUGACCUCACAAGUUGUUCUCCUGAACUGUCCUCGCCCCAGAAAGAAACCAGCAACCCCUGGUCUGCACAGAACGAACCUCUGGACCUCUCCCUGCCCAAGCAGCUCUCUGACCAGAGCAGUAGGAACAAAACUGUUAAUGGCAGCUCAGGCAGAGGAGAGAGGAGGGAGCUCGGGACCCAACAGCUUGGUAGACCAAGUCCGACUUCACACCUCCCCCUGCAUUCGCAUCCGGUCUUCAGUGUGGCCGGAGCUCCUGUGUUUCCAGGUUCCUUGUACAAUGGGUUUCCAAUGUUCAGCCAGGCUGGUGUGGGGCUUUCAGGGCAUGAAGGCAUCACAUCAAUUCCAUUCAACCAGACGGCCAACACCCCGGGGUUUCUCUCUCCUUUAGCCUACAUGAUGGAGGCAGACGCAGAGGCUACACUGAAAAAGAUUUAUCAGGAGAGACAAGGUUUAAUGGGCGAGGCAUUGAACCGUGGUGCUCUGGACUAUCUCUCACUCAUCGACGAAGGGUUCGAUGGAGAAGGAGGGCCGGGAAGAAAGAGACUGAAGAAGACAGACGAGGGGCUUUACGCUUGUGAUAUUUGUGAAAAAACUUUCCAAAAGAGCAGCUCAUUGCUUCGCCACAAAUAUGAGCACACAGGCAAACGUCCUCACGAGUGUAAGAUCUGCAACAAGGCCUUCAAGCAUAAGCACCAUCUGAUUGAACACAGCCGACUGCACUCCGGAGAGAAACCCUACCAAUGUGACAAGUGUGGCAAACGCUUCUCCCACUCUGGCUCUUACUCCCAGCACAUGAACCACCGUUACGCAUACUGCAGCAAAGACCAGGAUCCAGACCAAGACCAAGAUGACAUGCCUCUCACACCGGGAGCGGGCAACAGUCUUGUGGGACGCCUCUCUGAAGACGCCCCUCUGUCACUGGAUGAAACCCAAACUCCACACUCUUUUCUCAGUGAUUCCAGUCUGGAUGGAGCGCCGGAUGCUCUCAAAGAGGAGGAGGAGGAGGAGGAAGAAGGGGAAGAAAGAGUUUGCGAUGACCGUGAAGAGGAGGCAGAUGUGAAUUUGCCAGACCCAGCAGAGGAGCUGGGAGGUAACCCCAUACAAGAAUCACCUGCAGGUGAGAAUGGAGUUCAGAGUGAGAGAAAUAGAUAUGACAUGCAAGAUCAUAUUGACAAUACAGAGAGCCAAACUUGGGACACCGAGGACCGGAAUGGAGACUUGGACAAAUGUGAACUGAGUUUGGAUUUAACAGAGUUACCCAGAAUUAAAACUUAAGAUGACUUUAACCAGCCAUUAAAACCCAUUUACUAUUAAGACUUGUUUUUUUUCUUACGUAUGUAAUAAAGACUGAUUUUUGUUAUUUACUUAUCUUACAAAAUGCACAGAACUGUCAAAGGAUGCAUGGCCUUAUAGAGGACAAAGCCAUCAAUCAAAUGUAUGUGAGAAUACGAGUUUCAAAGCGUUAUCCUGUAAAAUAGACUUGAUGUAUCUAUAAUAUUUGCCUUUUUUCCUUUUUGUUGUCUUUCAGAACCUCUAAAAAAAUGGGUUGACUAGUCUGAGGUCAUGUCACACAUCCAGAUAUGAUGUUGUCUAUUUUACAUGCUUGCUGCUGCUGACUGUUGCACAACAAAAACAACAAAAAAAGCAUUUGUUUGUCCUUCUAAAUCCAGGAUUCAGCUGACUUUUUUUUGUACUUUAUUUGUUUGCAUGUAGAUUCACACCAAUGAGUGGCCUUAGAAGCUUAAAGGAAGCAGGAUGGAAAGACAUCUGGUCUUAAUUUAAUGUGGCAUCAAGGCCAGAAGUUAAAGGCUACAAGCAGAUUUGCCACGAUGUCUAGUUAGCAUAUUUAUUCUCAAGUGCAAAUAACUUUCAGUUUCUACUAUCCUUUUAUUUGAUGCAAAUCUUUACCUCUGUUUUAAGAAUUAGCAACAACUGCAACAUGUUUUCAGCUGAGAUGCACAUGCAGUUAGUCCUUUGUCCCAAAGCCGGCGAUUGCUUGAGUACGUAUGUAUAGUACAGGUUAUAUUGUAGGGCUCUUGACAUUUAUGCUGUGAAAUUAUAAGGUUUCAGGUUAACUAUGUUGUUCUGUGGCUUUAACUAAUCACCAAGAGUAAGAAGGGGAAAAAGGGGAAGGCAGAAGUGGGAGGUAGUUAUUUAUUUUUUAAAAGAACCAAAAGCAUCGGACUGCACCUUUAAAAGUGUAUACCUUGCUUGAGGACAGUCAUUUCUACAUUUCUGCAUGAGAGGUUAAAGGGGGCAAAGAUGAAGUCAGCCUUUGGGGUUUUUCCCAAGAGCAAGCAAAUACAAUUUGCACUGUCGCACUGUACAUGUAAUAAUUACAAAGAGUGGCUUGAUUUCCUUCAGUGCUGAAAUGUCGGGCAUUUCUCGUAAAAAUUUUCAUGUGCUUCAGCAUGUUUUCACACCUUCUGAAUAAUAAUAAUGUGUCGCACUUUGUGGCUGUUUGUUGAGGUGUGGCAAGAGGGUCAAGACUCAGGACACAUACAUGAGCUUUUAACUUCCUCUUUCUGACUGCAGUGUAGUCAACGUGAAAAGUGCCUCAGAUGUACUCUGACACUGUGAGUAAUCCGACAAAGCCUUGCUACGAUGAGAUAAGACGGUGGUGCAUGAGGUGUGACUAAGCUUGCAGCAUUCAUGCAUACCUUGGGCCAAAGAUGCUUUUUUUGGUCAUAAUACAUUUGUGUGUGUGUGUGUGUGCAUGUGUGUGUGUGCAUAUGUGGCAUGCCAAGUGCCACCCCCCUCUUGUAUAGUUCCUUACCUGAUAUUUUUGCUCCAAAAAAGUGAGCGAAAAAAAUAGUUUUACUUUCCCUCAGUGUCUGCACACUUUUUCAUUAUAUCAAGUACUGUUUAUUUUUUCCUAGCACUCAUGCAAUAUUUGUAUUAUCUUUUAUAUAUAUAUAUUUUUUGCAUGUUUGUGGAUAUUUGUAAUAAAACUGUACAGAUGUUUUUCAGCAGAACCUCUCAUUUCCUUGAUUUUUCGAAUUAAACCUCACGAUGUGGCCCCAAAAUGGGCUGGUUUCUUUUUAGCAGCCACGAUGUGUUGAAAUCAGAAAGCACCUUAAAAGAUUUUCUGGUCAACAUCGCUAUAAAAACGAUCAAAUGCCUCAGCUUUUUGAAUUUUCUGCUUAAGCACAAACAUCUGCACAAGACAGUUUUGAAGCUCAGUUGUGGGGACCACUCAGUUUCCCAUCACGGUAAACAGUUUCCAUCAACACUCAAGAUCUCGAGACUGUUUUGUUACACUGGCUUUUUUGUGGCUCUCUUUAUUUGCAUGAUGAUUCAUCAGAGGUGCCUGCUUUGCGCUUGUGAACCUGUGUGUGUGGCUGGGGCAAACAGAGGUUGAGCAGUUCUGCUGAUAUUUGAUACACUAAGCUUUAGGUUAACGGUAGUUUGGGUAAACAGUCAGCUAACCGUAACAAUAACGAACCCUGCCAAGUGACGUGGGUUAGAUACUUUUGGGUGCCAUGCAUCAGCGGCCUUCAGUAAACUGUUGCACUGCAGCACUGGCUGGCCCUGCUCUUUGACUUAGAGCAAAGUUGAUACAAAUUUUUGCAUUAUAGUUUUUAAGAGAGCUAUAACACCUCGGUUAUGCAGCAUCACUUGCGGGAAGGCCCAGUCAUGGGUAACAGGUUGUCAGAUUGAGUGCUGAGCAUUUUUAAGUUUCAAUUCCCAGUAACAGCUGAGUGACACACCGAACAGAGCUACAGAUGUAUUCCACUGGUGGGUGGAUCUAACAAUAAGGUCAAGACAUCUGUGUAAGCCAUUAUCUUCCUAAACUAGCAUCUUUUCCUCCAACAGUAAGCUGAACCUAAAAUUUACAAGAGUGCAAAUGAAGAUAAAACUGAAAGAAGAGAAUUCAAACCUGAGCCUUAGCUCCACACUUCAUUUCAGUCCGUUUAGAGACGCGCUGAUUAGUGGAUUCAGAAGGUUCCAGCUAAUUCAAAUGUUGAUUGUGAAAAAUAAAUGAUUUUUGAUCAAUGCAGAGAAGCACAAAUUAAUUCUAAUUAAUAAAUGCCACACAGAAUGCCAGCAGGAAAAAAAUCAAUCAGAAAAAAAAGAGUUGCGUGUGCGAAAAAAUGCAGUUAAAAAAUGCAUUGGUAAACUAAUUUCUCCACGAGCCUGCAGCACAUCUGCUGUCUUGUCUGCAUCCUGACACAAAAGCACAAGCUGUGUUUUGCUUUACUUUAAAUAUAUAUCGUGCAAUAAAUAAGUCAAAGCAAGAACAAAGUAGGGAUGAUGUAAUAGAGUCUGACUUUUGAUGCCAACAAAUUGCUGAUUAGGAGCGAGGUCUGUUUGUUUCUGUCGCUGUCUGAUUAGAGUUUUAGGGGCUGAUUAGCACCAUCGCACCAAAGCGAAAUAAAACACAUCACAGAGCUUGGUCUUGGUCAGACGGCGCUUUAAUGCCAUCUGGUUUCUACCAACAGAAAUUUCUCUUCAGUUUCAGGAUUAGGAGAGCAUUCAAAAAACACAUAGCAAGAUAUCGUUACGAAAUAUAGGCUGGAUCACGUGCUUCCACGUGUUUAUAUUAUCUCGGUGUCAUAAAUGGAAACAUUCGGU
Molecule: messenger RNA, 6797 nt
Organism: Haplochromis burtoni (Burton's mouthbrooder)
Lineage: Eukaryota; Metazoa; Chordata; Actinopteri; Cichliformes; Cichlidae
Product: zinc finger E-box-binding homeobox 1
Exons: 8
Coding region: 297-3497 (1066 amino acids)
Biological process (GO): anatomical structure development; regulation of transcription by RNA polymerase II
Molecular function (GO): DNA-binding transcription factor activity, RNA polymerase II-specific; RNA polymerase II cis-regulatory region sequence-specific DNA binding
Source: RefSeq, a predicted model, not a curated record